UUGGGCGCAGGUCCCGAUCGAUUCAUCGCUUCCGAAAAGACGUGGAGCGAAUAGCCUCCGUCGACGAGCGGCAACGAAGGACCGUCGCUCCCAUCCCGACAAAGAAAAACAGCGAGCGUAUUUUCGAUUUUGAAAAAAAGUAAAUAUGGCGCUAGACUUUGCGGCUACCUACAAGGUUCUCGUUCUAGGAGAUUCGAACGUUGGUAAAACUUGCAUCGUUCAUCGGUACUGCGAUGAGCGGUACUAUGACACUUACAUAUCAACCAUAGGCAUCGACUUCAAACAAAAAAUUAUCAAUUUAGAUGGUACUCCGAUUAAACUCCAAAUAUGGGACACCGCUGGCCAAGAAAGGUUCAGAACUCUCACGACGGCCUAUUACCGUGGAGCGAUGGGCAUUCUUUUGAUGUAUGACGUUACCAGCAUGGAGAGUUUUAAUCAUCUUUCGUAUUGGCUUCGUAAUAUCCAAGAGAAUGCCUCGCCAGAUGUAGUUAAAGUGUUGGCAGCUAAUAAAUGUGAUGCCACAACUCACAGGGCAGUUGAUGCUGUCAGAGGAAAUAAAAUUGCUGAAAAUUUCGAUAUGCCCUUUUUCGAGGUUUCCUGCAAAGAAAAUAUUAACAUCGAAGAAGCGUUCUUAACUUUAGCCAGGAGAAUACGGGAACAACGGGGUCGUCGAGCAAGCCUAUUCGAAGCUUCGGAGAGGGAAGGAGCAAAUGCAGUGAUAACAGCUCAGUCGCCGUCGCAGCAAGGCGAUGCAUGGCGUUGCACGUGUUAGCCUGGGGCUUGAUAUUCUGACUGCUGGGUCUUUAGUGACAGCUAUAGAGGCUCCUUGAAAGAAGUGGUAUGGUUUUAUAAUGCAAAGCUCAUCGAUAUUAUGAUAUUUAAUUGAUAUAAAAAGUAUUGAAGUACUGGAGUAUCAAGGUCUUAAUCUUAGGAACGUUCGUUCAUUCCUAAUUUUUAAGACUUAUAGAAACACAGAAAAAUUGAAAAAAAAAAAAAAAAAUACCUACGGAAUUUUAUAUACGUACAUAGUAUUCAUAUGUUUUUUUAACGUUGGCUGUCUAGAGAGAAGAUCAUUCUUUUCGAACGGUUUGGUAAGUGUGUCAAUCCAAUUUUCAUAUUAAAAAAGGAUUCGGAUUAUGCUUUUGUAUAUAUUAGUUCCGUGAUUAACUUGUCGGCUUAGUAUUUAUUGAUAGUUCCGUUUUCCCAAAAUUCUCAAAAAAUUCUGCGAAAUUCUUUAUCACGAUUAUUUCAACGAUUAGUUCCGUAACAGAAUAAGUUUUUUUUUUCUUCGUUAAUAUGAGAAAAUAUUAAAAGAAGCAGGGAAAAAAAUUAUUCCAUUGUGAAGCUGAUCUCGAAACGCUCCGAACAAAAAAUAGAACAUUUGCCAACCUCGAACGAUCUUGAAAAAUCGGAAUAUUAUUCUUACUUGUUCAGCAAAUCUUUCUGUAUCGUGUAACUUGACGUAAUGUACCAUAUUAAAAUUUUAACGCAACUGAUCACCUUCGAAAGAAUCUGAGGAUCUCCGGAUACUUUCACGUACAAAACUUUCCCAACAAAUUGACAUACUGACCCGAAAACUUUAGAACAAAUUAUUUGGUCUGUGCAUAGGUACAAGAAAAAAUGCUAUAACAGUAUUGGACAAGUGCUACUCUUACGAAGAAAAUGUGUUGGUUCCAGGAUUUCGUCAAGCUUUUCGUUAAUUCAGUAUUGAAGUAGUUGAUUGACUCUACAGUUUCGUAGAAGUUGAAAGAGUAGCCCUAGUCCAGUUUUCUUGAGAAAAUAUGUCAUUAUGUGCGUAUAUAAAAGCAGUUAAUGGGGCACAAAAUGCAAGAUUAGUUGAUUUAUGAAACUGAAAAAAUGAAACAUUACAAGUUAACGCGCUUUUAAAUUCUCUAGACAUCGAAGGAUUCAAAAGAUAAAUUAAGGACGUAUAGUGCUAUAUUAAAAGUCUACAUAUUCCUUAUAGCCGUACAUACAUCUAUUGUACGCGAAAAUGCAACGGCUUUAUAAGACAUUUGCGUUGGAGAUACAACUAUAUGUUUCCACAUUUAUUAUUAUUAGAUAAUAAUCGCCUGCUGGUAUAGAAAACGUAAAACCUUUACGGAAAGAAACCUUCAUCUCGUUGUCAAUAUUAUGAUUAUAGGUUGAAGUAAAAUUGAUAAACUUUCCAUGGCUGUAUGUCAAUUCCUAGACAGUUUGUAAAACGUAUAGAAGAACUCUAACUGCUUUUGGACGCGUGAAAAUGAUGCUUUUAAAUUUGAAUAGUUUCAAAAUAUGUUCGUGCUGCUAUUGGUUUUUUCUUAUGUUACAAUAGUGAGUAAACACUGCAUUCAUGAAGAUGGACCAAAAAUUGUUUUAUGAUUGUUGAUGAAUAUAAUUUUUGGGAAUUUUGUCUCACCAAUCAAUGAUCCAAUUCGAUUGGGAUUUGUUUUGUUCGAAAAUAUAUAGAUACAGUUUUUAUUUCCACAUUCUUUUCAUUCGAAUAAAUUUCAAAAGCGAUUCAACUGACGUACUUUAAAUUCGACAAAAGUAUUCUCGGACACUUGUAUCUUCUUUGUCACGAAUCGAUCCUUUUCUCUACAAAGUAGCCACCGUUUGAAGUUUGAUCUUUCGUCAAGAAUUCACCAUUUCUUUAUUUACUUAUCAAAUAAUAAUACGAUAAUGAAAAAAAACGUGGGGUCGUGCCAUAGAGGAUAAAUAAGAAUACUGCCUCUGAAUUCAAAGUGACUCAGUUUGAGUCAUUUUUGAGAUAGCAUGCAAUGGGCACCUCCAUUCCAAUAAACGAAUACGUAAAUGGAGAUUGUCAUGUUUUUGAAUAAAACAAACACCAAUCGAAUUGAAUAAUUAGUUAACGAUUUAUAAAUUCCCAAAUUUAAUCAAAUUUUUUAGCCUUCUACUCGUAUAUGUCUUCUCCUGAAUAGUAACUGAUGAUGAGAUGCAAGAUUGAUCCGUUAUUGUGAUUCAGGUAAAGGCCUCAUGAUUAGAAAUCAGUUGAUUUGUAUGUAUGUAGUAAGCAAGCGCUGAGCGCGUAAGGCCCCGCUGACCCGUUGUGUCAUAUAUUCAUAUAUUUCAUGACGUCAGAAGCAGGGCAAUUUCCUUGUCGAAUCGUGCGAGAACGGGGGUCCGAACCUGACCAGAAAUUCACAAAUCGUAGCUUGAAUAAAAGAGUAUGUCAGUAUCUCAAUUAUUGCUAACGUAGAUCGCUGAUAGUAUUUAUUACGAAUAAUGAUGAAAUAAAUAAAAUCACGUCACAUCAAACAUGGCUGAUCGGAACUACCGAUUCGUUGAAUAUUCACCGCUUCUACGAUUUCAGAAUUUCUUUCACUUCCGACAGGGAGAUGCAGACGUAUAAAAGCACACACACAAUCCGGGAAAACCUAUUUCACCUGUUAUCUUUCCGUAAAUAUGGCACGAUUCGACAAGGAAAUUUUCAGGUGGCAAGGGCCCGUUCAUGAUCCACAAGAAGUCUGUCUCCACUUGUAAGUGAUUUCAUUGGCCGGAUCUAACGGAACUGGGCAAUGAAAUCAGCGGCCUUAGUUCAACGUUGAAUGUCCAGAGGCGCUGUAAGUGCUUAUGACGUCACGCAAUGGAUAUUUACAAGCUAGGUCAGCGGCGCCUCAUUGAUGGUGUUUGGCCUGACUCUGACAAGGAGAGUAUCAGACCUUCGGAUCACGGAUUUUGCUCGAACUUUUAUACUGGUAUUUCUUUGGCCCAAAAAAUGCUACUUCUGAUGUUUGGUUUCAUCCAUUGAGCCUUCCUUCGCUCAAUUUACAAAAGUUCAGGUUGUUCUAAAUUUUCAAUAUGGCUCUGAGAUAAUAAUAUAUUCAUGAUUUACAUUAGAAUUUAUAAGAGCCUGUCAUCGAAACUAAAGCAGAGGCCAAUGAAAACUUGUAUUUAAGACAAAAAUUCACAACAGAUUUCGUUUAUUACGGCAUUUUACUCAUCAAACUGAUAAUUUAAUUAAUUUCGAGGGAACACGGAACAAUGGACGAAACUAUACACCAGAAGGUCUUUAUUUUGGGCCAGAAACACCCCUUUACAGAUUUUCAACUGAAUCCGGGAUUCAGAGGUCUGACACUCCUUGUUAGAGCAAGUCGACGGUACAUAUAAUUCAUAAUCUUCGUUUUUGCUGGCAGAAACAAAAAAGCCUUCAUUGUGCCUAUUAACGAAGAAAAAUAUUAAAGCGACAUAAAAUAAGCUGCUUUGUAUACACGGAGUAAAUAUCAUAAAUGGCGCAUAUAAGAUACCUAAAUAAAUUAUUUGUGAAAAUUACAUGAAUGGGACGAGAACGACUAGUGGAAGUGAAAAAAAUUGAAUGAAUUGCUGGAAUUAAGCAAAAUCUAACCGUUCAUGAAUUGGUACAAAGAAAAUCGAUUUCUGACAGGCUUUGUAUUAUCGCGAAAUAAUGUAUUAUUGUUGCUUUUGUAUAUUUGUAACUUACAGCAAUUUGUAUAAACUCUUUGAUAUAUGACUAUCCUAUGUGCUAAGCGUUUGUAGCUCGUUAAGGUUAAUUAUGAAUUGGGGCGGGCGUCUUGUUUAAAAAAAUAUUUAAGUUUAAGAAAGUUUUAUUCAAGUAUAUAUGUUGCUUCUUUAAACGCACAAUUUAUUAUCGACACGCACUACGGCUGAAACGAUCUCUUAACAGGAAUUGCCGAAUUCGGUAAAAACUGUUGCAUACUAAGCAGCACCAAAGCUAAUAGACCUAGACCAAAAAGUAUUUACUGUAAAUUUACAAUUUCUUUAUACCUAUUUUUUUCAUCAAAACGCUGGAUCGUAAUAUUAUCACCGCCCCAUAGGAAAAAUUUUCUUCUCUUAAGCUGGUCUUUUGAGAAAAUUUAAGAGCGUUUUAUAAAAAUUUGUUACCAUUUAUCCCACGUUGUAUUUUAACGCUUUUCGCCAUAGUUCAAUUAUGCACUCUGGAGUGCCCUGACCAAUAUUAAUUUUACCGCAGAGUUUAUCAAUUGUGCGAUUUUAAAUUUGAAUCUGAAUAAACGGAACCUUGAGCAGUAAUAUUCAAGGCAAAACACUA
This is a messenger RNA of Neodiprion fabricii, 5029 nucleotides long. RefSeq names its product ras-related protein Rab-8A (gene RabX4). The coding region runs from base 146 to 772 and encodes 208 amino acids. Gene Ontology annotation, molecular function: GTPase activity; GTP binding. NCBI's taxonomy places the organism in Eukaryota, Metazoa, Arthropoda, Insecta, Hymenoptera, Diprionidae. The record is from RefSeq and is a predicted model, not a curated record. The transcript is spliced from 5 exons.